CGACUAUUUAUGCUAAUGCUAAUUAAUGGCCUGAUUAGCAUAAUGCUAAUCCCAAGAUUCAAGCUCAUUUGCUCUUUUACAAAAUAUGUCGCUUUUAACCAGACUUAUUUGGCUGUAUUUGUGCAGGUGUCGCAAGCGUUUUCCGUUUUGUUUGUCAAUGUAAUUGUUGUUCCUGUAUUAAAUUAUCCUCGUUUUGUCUAAAUUAAUGGAUCCAUUUUAAGGACGUUAGCCGCCUGUGGAGAGCAAACUUCCUCGCCCUGCCUUUAGGCUAGCUAUUAGCCUGCUUCUGCAGUACCUUCUUCACCUGUGAGAGGUGGUAUUAAACAAAACAAAAACCCAAAAAUUAACAUUUACUCCUAUAAACAAGUCUCUUUACAAUAUCUUUACUAUAUUUUAUGAGCAUUUAGUCUAAAGGUACACUCUUAUAAUAAGAUAUUGUAGUGUUGUCUCACAGAGGAGGAGAGCUGCAGUGAGCUAAUCACCCAGUCAGGUUCACACCUUGUUAACACCACCAUUUAGCUUUGCGCUACAUUUCGCCGAUUAUUGACUUACAUUUGCGAUCAAAUAGCGCCUCUUUAUCGCUGUUUACCGAUGAGCUGAACGGCUCUAACGCUUUUCAUAUAAAACGCCGGCGAUGUGGAGGUGUUCACUCAGUCGCUUCAGUGAACACGAAGUUUUCCUCUUCGUCCCAGAGAACUCGGUCGUGAAAACAUGGUUUCUGCUGUCUUCGUCUUCUUCUUCCUCCUUGUCUCUAUAGCUAGUCUGGGUAACUCCAGGCCUUCUCCUGACUACUCAGAAAACCGCUUUCCUGUGGAGAACGAGUCGGUGGAAGUUCGUUCGGCUGCUAUUAAACGUCUUUUGGAGGUUUUUGGGAUGGAAGACCCUCCUGCUUCUCUGAGUCGAGGACACAAGCAGCCUCCUCAGUACAUGCUCGACUUGUACAACACGGUGGCGGAUGUGGACGGGGUCACCAAAGACCCUACUUUACUGGAGGGAAACACAGUCCGCAGUUUCUUUGACAAAUUACACAGUCAUCAGGUCGAGUUCAUGUUCAACUUGUCCACUGUAGCCAGAAAUGAGAAGGUGCUUACAGCAGAGCUGCAUCUGUUCAAACUGAGACCUCAAGCAUCACUCACUUUCAACAGAUAUCACUUUUGUCAGGUCAAUGUCUAUCAGCUUCUUGAUAACACCAAAAUGAAUGUCUCACAAGGAAGGAAGCUUGUGUCUUCAAGACUCAUUCCCAUUCAUUCCAACGGCUGGGAAGUUUUCACCAUCACACAAGCGGUCCGCACAUGGAUGAUGGAUGAGCACAGUAACCUGGGUCUCCUGGUGACCGUGCGGACUCUGGCAGGUGUUCAGCUGGACAUGAGGACUGUGCGGUUUGCCUCAGGGCAGAGCCACCAUCACAGCAAGCAGCCCAUGCUGGUCCUCUUUACUGACGAUGGCAGACGUGUCACCUCUCCAGAGGGUGCUCUGAAAGGUUCUGAUGAUUCACUAGCUGGCCCCAAGCUCCUUCUGCCCAGCCUGACUCUCCCAGGGCCUGGGCAUCGUAGUGCUCGCUCCCUUGACUAUGACGAAGACCCAGAUAGGAAGCCGUGCCAAAGACUGCCACUGUACGUCGACUUUGAGGAGAUUGGCUGGUCUGGGUGGAUCGUAUCUCCCCGUGGCUACAAUGCAUACCACUGUAAAGGGUCCUGUCCCUUUCCUCUGGGCCAAAACAUGAGACCCACAAACCACGCCACUGUGCAGUCCAUCAUCAACGCACUCAAGCUUACCAAAGGCAUAGAGACACCAUGUUGUGUGCCCGACAAGCUCUUCUCCAUCAACCUCCUGUACUUCGAUGAUGAUGAGAAUGUAGUUCUAAAGCAGUACGAUGACAUGGUGGCAGGAAGCUGUGGUUGCCACUGAGAUCAUAAAUCUGUAUAUAUUGUGUAUUUAAAGAACUCCAAUUCAGAUGUAGGAAGUAGCUGAAAAACAGAUAUCUGCCAAAGAAAGAAUGUGGCUUGCUGAUUAUGAAAACCUUUUAGGGUUGGUUUCAUGAGGUUUUGCUACUUUACUGCAAAAUCAAUAGCACUAAUGAAUGGUGUGUGGUAUCCUGUAAAAUCUGGACUGGAACCCAGCUGAAAUGACAGAUUGCUUCUUACAGCUUUGUACAAUAUGUAAAUAGAUAUAAAUACUAAUAUAUGGAGGAGCUUGAGUGGGUCACUGUAAAUUUGUAUAUUGCAUGUUGUGAACUAUUA
Messenger RNA from Pangasianodon hypophthalmus (striped catfish), 2240 nucleotides. RefSeq names its product anti-dorsalizing morphogenic protein (gene admp). Lineage: Eukaryota; Metazoa; Chordata; Actinopteri; Siluriformes; Pangasiidae. Gene Ontology annotation, biological process: SMAD protein signal transduction. Gene Ontology annotation, molecular function: growth factor activity; cytokine activity. The coding region runs from base 712 to 1908 and encodes 398 amino acids. Gene Ontology annotation, cellular component: extracellular region. The transcript is spliced from 5 exons. The record is from RefSeq and is a predicted model, not a curated record.